Spodoptera litura is the source of this 1292-nucleotide messenger RNA. RefSeq names its product stress-induced-phosphoprotein 1-like. Gene Ontology annotation, molecular function: Hsp90 protein binding. The record is from RefSeq and is a predicted model, not a curated record. NCBI's taxonomy places the organism in Eukaryota, Metazoa, Arthropoda, Insecta, Lepidoptera, Noctuidae.
AUUUACUAAAAUUGACAUUGUCAUUUUGUCGGGAUUUCGGGAUGUUCUCCCGGGAAAAUAUUUUAUAAUUUUAUUAGUAAGAUAAACUGUAACCAUAGCAGUUAAACCUAUCAAAAUCAAGAAUAAGCAAUAAAUUAUUUUUUACCAAACAAUAUUUUCCUUGAACGAUUAAAACCAUGGAGGAAAAUAAGAAAACCAAUCAGACUUUAAGUGUUGAAGAACUUAAAGUUAAGGGCAAUGAAUGUGUAAAGGAUGGAAAGUAUAUCGAGGCUGUUCUGCAUUAUACACAGGCUAUAAAAAUGGAUCCUAAUAACUAUCUCUUAUACAGCAACAGAUCAUUUGCUUUUCUGAAGUUAGAUCAACAUUAUCUCUCACUACAAGAUGCUAAUGAAACCGUUAGAUUGCAGCCACAGUGGGCGAAGGGCUACUUUCGUCGUGCUGAGGUCGAAGCAGCGAGCGAACUUUACGACGAAGCAAUAAUAUCAUACACAAGAGCAUUACAAUUAGAUCCUCAAAAUGUUAAGCUAAUGGAAUCCAUCAAAAACAUUUCUGAUAUGCAAAAAAAGAAAAUUAAAGAUAGUCAAAACAUAAUAUGGAUAUGUACUUGUGUGGGUUUAAUCUUUGGAAUUGGUAUUGUUGUUUUGGAUUACAGUUUAACUGCAAAUCCAACAUUAUCGCAUCCCUUUAGCAUGGUAGCAUUUGCGCUUGCCCUUGCAGGUAUGGGUUGGGCAAUAGGAAAGAGUGUCAACUUAAUGAGUUCUAUGAGUGCUGGGAAAUCCUUACAACCUCCGGAGGACUUAGGUGUAAAUGACAAUUCAAAUGAAAAAGAUACAACAGUACCUGAGAAAAAAUCAAAGUACAGUAAGGCGCAAGCCAGACAAAGAUAUAAGCAAGGAAAACUUUAGUUAUAAGAAUCUUCUUGAUCCAAUUUUUAUAAGAUUUAUUAGAAUGUAAGCAUGUAUCAGGCUUGGUGAGGGUGUUGUGUUGUUAAAGGUACCGCUAGUCCAUUGAAAUAAUCAUAGAUAGUCCUUAUUGCAAAGACUUCUUGAAAAGACAUUUUAUAAAUACAAUUAUUCAUCAAUAUUGUUGGAAUAAAUUAAGGUUUAUAAUAAAAUAUUUACCAUUUCCUGAAAAUUUAAUCUGUUUAGUAUUUUUAUAUAGUUAUGUUAGUUUUGUACUUAGAACAUAUUCGAUUUUAUGUUAAAUACUGAAAUAUUUGAACAAUCUGUUUACAAUCAGUAUCCCUAUAUUCUGGAUGUUUUAAAGAAAAUAUAUAUAUAUGUAUAAAAAAA